Blastocystis hominis is the source of this 1134-nucleotide messenger RNA. RefSeq lists its product as hypothetical. The transcript is spliced from 5 exons. The record is from RefSeq and is a predicted model, not a curated record. Gene Ontology annotation, biological process: regulation of DNA repair; DNA-templated DNA replication. The coding region runs from base 1 to 1125 and encodes 374 amino acids. Gene Ontology annotation, molecular function: enzyme activator activity; ATP binding; DNA binding. Lineage: Eukaryota; Bigyra; Opalinata; Blastocystidae.
AUGAUCAUAUCCCACCACACUCGCUGCCCCUUCCGUUCGCUGUCCUGCUGCACUGCAGGUGUUCAGGACAUCCGAACAGUCGCAGAGCAGGCGGAAAACGAAUAUCGACUUCGACAUCUUCCCACCAUCCUCUUCAUGGACGAAAUCCACCGCUUCAACAAGAAGCAGCAGGACAUCUUCCUCCCCUCCAUCGAGUCCGGCAAGCUCAUCCUCAUCGGCGCCACCACCGAAAACCCUUCCUUUUCCCUCAACAAAGCGCUCAUUUCGCGCUGUCGCGUCAUCGAAUUGCAGCCGCUGAGCCGCUCCGAUCUUCUCCACCUUCUCACACGCGCCAUCACAGAGGACAUCUACAUCCAGAAAAGCGGCGCGGUUUUUUCUAGCGAGAUUUUGGAAAUAAUCGCGGAACGCUGCGACGGCGACGCGCGAAUGGCUUUGAAUUUGGCGGACGCCUGCGCCAGCUGCGUUCUGCACGCUCCGCAGAAGUGUGGAAACGUGGAAACCCUCACGGCUAGGGAGAUUUCGCGGGAAAUGGUGGAUAGUGCGAUGACGCAGCGGUUCGUUCGGUACGAUAACCGCGGGGAAGAGCACUACAACAUCGCGUCGGCUCUGCAGAAAUCGAUCAGAGGCAGCGACGUGCAGGCGGCGAUCUAUUGGCUGGCGCGGAUGAUCGAGGGCGGCGAGGAUCCGCUGUUUAUCGCUCGGCGGCUGCUGGUGAUGGCCUCGGAGGACGUGGGGCUGGCGGACCCGCACGCGGUGCUGCUGGCCUCGGCGUGCUACCAGGCGUGCAGCACGAUCGGACUGCCCGAGUGCGCGCUGGCGCUGACCGAGUGUGCUGCGUACUUGGCGCUCGCGGCCAAGUCGAACGAGGUGGCGCUGGCGUACAACCGCGUGCGGGAGCUGGUGCGGACGGGGGAGAACCCGCCGGUGCCGCUGCACAUUCGGAACGCGCCGAUUGAAAGCAUGGAGGAGCUGGGGUAUGGAGUGGGGUAUCAGUAUGGGUACAACAAGAACCAGACGUAUCUGCCGAAGCCGUACCAGGAGAAACGGUUCAUGGAUGUGAGUCGAGCUGUGACGGAUUUGAGGGAGAUUAGCAUGGAGAAGCGAGUGAAAUGUGGUGAUAGUUGAUGAUGGGUA